CUUAGCCUACCACGGACUGACCUGAGCCGCGCAUGCGUCUGAGCAAAACCCUCGUGCAUGCACCACCAAGGAGGAUCCGGUAAUUAAAAAGCAGCGAAGAUGCGGAAAAGUGUGAAGAGAAUAGCUGGGAGCUAGCGGAGUCGGUGUAAGCUGCAGGCAGCGGACGUUGUUGCUGUUUGAACCCCUGAAUUGAUGCCGUGUGUUGCUGUUGUUUAGCCGGCUGAGACUUCAGAGAGGCUGCACAAACUCUUGGAGCUGUCCAAGUUCAUGCUUAUAAGAAGAGGAAGUCAACAUGCCACCAAAACAACUCGGUAGAUCAGAGCGAAGGGAACUGUACAUGUCACUGGCAGGCGAGCUGGUGAUCAUGGCCGGGACCGUCAUGCUGGCCUACUACUUCGAGUACACCGACACCUUCAGCGUGCACGUGCAGGGCUUCUUCUGCUACGACACCACGUACACCAAGCCCUACCUGGGGCCGGAGGACAGCAGCGCCGUCCCGCCCGUCCUGCUGUACGCCCUGGUGGCCGGAUUGCCCACGCUGCUGAUCACAAUAACAGAGACGGUGCUGUUCCUGGUCCAGUACACGUCCAAAGAGUUCGACCGCUCAGAGAAGACGGUAGCCACCGGGGACUGCUGUUACCUCAACCCGCUGGUGCGCAGGACCUUCCGCUUCCUCGGAGUCUACACCUUUGGCCUCUUCACCGUUGACAUCUUUGUUAAUGCAGGCCAGGUAGUGACGGGGAACCUGGCCCCCUACUUCUUGACGGUCUGUAAGCCCAACUACACAGCGCUGGGCUGCCAGCAGGCCCUACGCUAUAUCAGCCACCAGGAGGCCUGCACGGGAAACCAGGAUGACAUCCUGCGCGCCCGCAAGACCUUCCCAUCCAAGGAGGCCGCACUCAGUGUCUACGCUGCACUCUACCUGGCUAUGUAUGUGACGAGCACGGUGCAGGCCAAAGGCACGCGUCUGGCCAAGCCCAUGCUGUCUCUGGGGUUCAUGUGUCUGGCCUUCCUCACCGGUCUGAACCGCGUGGCUGAAUACCGCAACCACUGGUCGGACGUCAUCGCUGGCUUCAUCAUCGGCACGGCCAUCGCCACUUUCCUGGUGGUGUGUGUAGUGCAUAACUUCAAAGGAAAGUUACUGCUGUGCGAGGAGUCACCAGCGGAGCAGCGGCCGAACACAGGCAUGUUGAACAUCGGCCGAAUGGAGAGUCCUCUGGAGAAGUACAUCGCCUCACAGAAUCACAUCGCCUUCGCUGAGGUCACAUGACGUGGAGUCGGCCGUGUGGCAGACCCAUUGGACGUCCACGCUCUUCACCGUCCAAUCCAAUUAACCGGAGUGCAGCGCUAAACCCAUUCUCUGUGUGUGUCUGGUCUGCGGUAUGUUGUUCUAUGUUGUCUUUAUCAGGCCGCUGUUGUCAUUUGCAGCUUCUUGUAUUCCAGGAAAAAAAAAAUAACUUAAGAAGAGUCAGUAACUCAGUGGGACAGGUUGCUUCUGCUUUCUCCAUCUAUGCACUUAUUCUGAACCCUUUUAAAUCUCGCCACCAAAAUGAAGCCUGUUGCGAGGCGGACAGGUUGUACACUGUGGGACACUAGAAGAACAAGAGAAGAACUGGACUGCACCAUCUCAACUCUGCCAAGGUCCAAUAUGUUCUCCGGUUUGGUUAUGUUGUGUAAAACAGCGUUGUUCCAAUCAGAUGGCUGUAAGUCGUUAAGUUGAGUGAGAGUGUCCAAACAGAGAAAGAUGAAGAACCCUCUCUUGUUAUGUAGCUAAAGUUUUGUUUUUGCUGUCAUCACAUCAUCUUUAUAACAUUCAGAGGGCUGCUGUGAAUAUCUGAAUAUGACAUUGACUGCUGGGCCCAUAUUUAUCAAACCAAAUGUGACAUUUUGACUUAAAGGAGCAGUGCGUUUACCUUGCAUGGCAGCUGGAUUCUCGCGAGAGUUGCGAUUUAUUUGGGCAAUUUUUAUGCAUUUGUUAGAUAUUUUGACAGUUGAGACAUGACAGGAAAUGUGGAGAGAGAGAUGGGGAAGGACAUGCGACAGGACAUGGUUCCUGUCCAGACUCCUGUUUUAUUGUAGUUAGAUUGAUUUGCUACUGGUUUGAUGUCUUGUCUUACCUUGCACAGCAGCUGAAUUCUCAUGAUAUCACAAGAUCAUGCGAGAAGCUACUGACAGCUACAGCGUGGUUUAUGUGUGUUUGACGGCCGCGACUGUUUGUUCAAAACAACAAUGGCGGACUUGACGGACAGAUGGUUCAUCCAAUCACCUGCCAGGUAUUUUUUGAAAGUGCCUGCCCUUUUCCAAUGACGGCUUCUCACAUGGUUCUGUGUUAAAAAGAACAAACAUCUGGCUCGUCAGGUUACAUGACACCUGCCAGCUUCUGUAGAUUUUCACAAGUCUUGCAAUAAAAAGCACUAAAGGUAAAGAAAAACUACAAUGGAUGGCAGGUUGGCAGAGUGUAGGAUUCAGGGGGGUAUUGGCAGAAAUGGAAUAUAAUCAUAUUUAUGUUUUCAUCAGUGUAAAAUCACCUGAAACUAAGAAUUGUUGUGUUUAUGUUUAGCUUAGAAUAUAAUUAAUUUCUACAUAGGGAGCAGGUCCUCUUCCAUGGAGCCUGCCAUGUUUCUACAGUAGCCCAGAACGGACAAACCAAAAACUGGCUCUAAAAAGGGCCUUUUGCUUUUUUACGUUACCUGAAGGCCACCAUGGGUUCUCUGCAUGCUCGCAAAGGAACGGAUGAGGGGAAUGGUAUUCAGUUGCAAUCUGCGACCUCACCACUAGAUGCCACUAAAUCCUACACACUGCUCCUUUAAAUGAAAGAUAAAACUCAAAAAAAGUAUUUUGACUUAAAAUAUUCUCUCACCACCCAAGCCGUUUCUUUAAUGCUUUUUCAGAUUUUGAGUAAAACGUUGACAUGUUUUUUUGUCUGUUUUCUUCUUUUUUUUUUUACAUUUUUGAACCAGCCUUUAGACAGCAGUUCGGAGGCAGGAGGGCAGCUUGCGUGACACUCAGGUCUACAUAAGAUUUGAGAUUUGGGAGAUGGGAGAGUGUAUGUUGGCUCCUCUGCAUCCUGUGGUUACCCAUGAAACACAAAUCUGCAUAGACCUGCAGACAUUUACAGUACCUGUAUCUUUGGGAAACCAGAAGCCUCACUCCCUCUGUCUCUUUGGAAAUUCUAAUCAUGAUGUGUUAAACUCAUUUAGUAGUCUAAAUGUUUGAGGACAGACCCAUGUCAGUAGAAACUGCUGUUUUGGGAGGAGCUGAUGAGCUGGCUUUAUAAAGACGGGUUGUGGAGUUUUGAAAGACUCAGGCGUUUACCAGGCAGCGAGGGUCUCUUGCAACUCUGGAAGUGCACUACUUAAUCAAUUGUGUAUGGCUUAAAGUAUGAUUCUUGGAUUAUGUUUGAUAAAUAUGGGCUCAGGUAAAAGUAGCAAAUUAGGAAACCUGCAAAACGUUAUGUCUUUAUAUUCAUAUGUCCUUUACUGCUCCUGACAUCUCUAUGAGAAAGGGUGUGUGUACAAGAGUGUAUAGGUGUGUGUACAGUACACAGUAUAUACAGUAGGGUCCAACCAAUGAAAACACUAUACAAUCGUUAUUUUAACGAAACCCUCAAGGGUUAGUUAGCCGCACCAGACAAUCACCACUUCCCUCUCUCUUUCGUUUUUAUCCCCCUUUUUGUGGUUAAUAAUAGGAACGAGGUGUGUGGUAGCAGGUGUAAUAAUCCAACACUGUACAUGAGGAAUGGCCACAGUAAGAAGAAUGCAACCAGUUUGCUUUCUUUUAUUCUUUUGAAAGCUACAAAAAAACACAAAGGUCAGCCUGACUCACAGGCCAAAACUGAGAUUUCUAUCGUAUGAAUUUAUUAGUCUUCUCCAUAUCACUUCUGAUGUGUUCUGAUAUGUCAAAUCAGGUUCCAGUGAUGAAAGAAAAUCUACAGUUGAGAUGUUUGCUCCUCUUUUCUCUGAAAAAGUAUUUAUUCAUGGCCUGUGACUCCAGUUUCAAACAAAAAUGGAGCCAUGCUGGGCUGGCGUCCCACUGGGAACUGUAGUUCCAUCUCACAGCCAAUCAGGACAUGAACAGCUUUGAUCUUCAGCUGGGCUACAACUUUUCUUUUUGUUUGCACAAUUGUUUUUUCUCUGUCAUGUAGCUCAGUGUAACAUUGAACACAAAAGAAUAACUUUACUGCAA
This is a messenger RNA of Sander lucioperca (pikeperch), 4185 nucleotides long. RefSeq names its product phospholipid phosphatase related 5b (gene plppr5b). Gene Ontology annotation, biological process: phospholipid dephosphorylation; phospholipid metabolic process; signal transduction. Lineage: Eukaryota; Metazoa; Chordata; Actinopteri; Perciformes; Percidae. Bases 293 to 1270 code for a protein of 325 amino acids. The transcript is spliced from 8 exons. Gene Ontology annotation, molecular function: phosphatidate phosphatase activity. The record is from RefSeq and is a predicted model, not a curated record.